AUGGAGAAUUCUGCUGUCAAUGGUGAUUUGGUUCCGAAAAUGGAGGGGGACCCACUUUAUCAGUUUGACUGGGUUUUCUUUGAAGAAUCAUUUGAAAAGAUAAUGGAGUUGCCACCUCUUCCGAGCUUGCUCGAAUUAACUAGUACCGACUCGUAUACCGAGCCACUGAGGAAGCAGGAGAGCACUGAGUUGACUGAGAUAAAGGGGUUUGACGAUGAGGUAAAUUUAUACGAAGAUUUCACGGCGGGUGUGAAGCCGCUGAAUGUUGCAGGUGGUUCUAGCAGUACUGAGUUGACUGAGAGCGAUACAAGGUCUCUGGUUCAUGAUCGAGUCCGUAGAGGUUCAAGUGAAGAUCAGAAAGAAGAUGGAGAAGAGAGGAGGAUGAAGAGGAGGAGGAAGAAAUCUAGUGAGUUGGAACUGAAGGAGAUUCAGAAGCACUUCGAUUCGCCCAUAACAAUGGCGGCCAAGGAAAUGAAAGUUGGUUUAACAGUGUUGAAGAAGAGAUGCAGAGAGCUGAACAUUACUAGGUGGCCUCAUAGGAAGAUUAAGAGCUUGAAGAGUCUCAUUGAAAAUGUCAGGGAAUUGGGAAUGGAUGGUGAGAUAGCAGUAUUGAAGGAGCACAAGAGGCUUUUAGAAGCAGUACCAGACAUGGAGCUCUCACAAAGAACCAAGAAGCUUAGACAAGUAUGCUUCAAAGCUAAUUACAAGAGAAGAAGAGCAUUGGCUAAAGCUGCUGCCUAA
Molecule: messenger RNA, 741 nt
Organism: Carica papaya (papaya)
Lineage: Eukaryota; Viridiplantae; Streptophyta; Magnoliopsida; Brassicales; Caricaceae
Gene: RKD4
Product: RWP-RK domain-containing protein
Molecular function (GO): DNA-binding transcription factor activity
Source: RefSeq, a predicted model, not a curated record